Molecule: messenger RNA, 1657 nt
Organism: Drosophila serrata
Lineage: Eukaryota; Metazoa; Arthropoda; Insecta; Diptera; Drosophilidae
Product: UDP-glycosyltransferase UGT5-like
Molecular function (GO): UDP-glycosyltransferase activity
Source: RefSeq, a predicted model, not a curated record
UCGAGUAACAAUGAAGCUAUUGGCUGUGAUCGCUUUGGUGUUUUGCGCUUUGAGCGCCAAACCUCUAGAGACGGAGGGAGCCAAGAUCUUGGCCACUUUUCCAUUUCCGGGUCGCUCUCAGUACAUCUUUCUGGAGACUUACUUGAAGGCCUUGGCCGACAAGGGCCACCAGGUGACAGUGAUCAAUGCGUUCAAGAACAAGGCAUAUCCGAACAUGAGGUUCAUAGAAGCUAGGAAGGUUCACGAAUUCUCUGACGAAAUGUUAUCCAUGCUGAAUGUACCCUUCCUUUGGCAACAACUUAAUGCAUUUGAUUACUUUUUGGCGAAAUUUAUUAAGAUAACAAUAGAAGAUGAGGGUGUCAAGAAGCUGCUGAACUCUGGAGAAACCUUUGAUUUGGUGCUGGCUGAGAUGACUCAAAUGGAACCAUUAUAUGCAUUUGCCCAGCAUUUUAAUGCCACCCUUGCUGGAUUCUCCAGCUAUGGAACAGAUAGUCGCGUUGACCAGGCUGUCGGCAACAUAUCUCCAUUGUCGUACAAUCCACAGAUCACCUCCUCUCGCACCAAUCGGAUGACCUUCACGGAACGAUUGUCCAAUGUCUACGAAUACCUGAUAGAGGAAUUACAUCGACAUUUGGUGCAUCUGCCAAAUAUGGAGAAAAUGUUCCAAAAACAUUUCCCGAACUCGAAGAAAACCAUGAGCGAAGUAAUGGACAGCUUUUCGUUCGUGCUGUUGGGUCAACACUUUUCUCUGAGCCAUCCGCGACCCUAUUUGCCCAACAUGAUCGAGGUCGGAGGCCUGCACAUCUCUCAUAAGCCGAAGCCCCUUCCCGAGGACAUAAAGCAGUUUAUUGAGGGCUCCCCCGAUGGGGUCAUCUACUUCUCCAUGGGAUCCAAUAUAAAGAGCAAAGAUCUUCCCCAGGAAACUCGGGACACUCUACUGAAAACCUUUGCAAAAUUAAAGCAGCGAGUGAUGUGGAAAUUCGAAGAUGAUGAAAUGCCGGGAAAGCCUCCGAAUGUGCUCAUCAAGAAGUGGUUUCCUCAGCCGGAUAUCCUCGCUCAUUCUAAUGUAAAAAUGUUCAUUACCCAUGGAGGGCUGCUGAGCACCACAGAGAGUAUGUAUUUUGGCAAACCCGUUCUGGGAUUGCCAUGCUUCUAUGAUCAGCAUAUGAAUGUGCAUCGUGCCCAAAGAAUUGGAUUCGGAUUGGGACUGGAUUUGUAUAACCUAAAGCAGGAGGAUUUGGAAAAAGCAAUCAAAACAUUGCUCACAGAUCCAAGCUACGCCCAAGCAGCGGCUACCAUUUCGGAACUGUAUAGGGAUCAACCGGAACCAGCUCUGGAUCGUGCCAUUUGGUGGACGGAGUAUGUUCUCCGGCACAAGGGUGCUCCUCAUUUGAGGGCAACAUCCCGAGACCUUAACUUCAUCCAACUCCACAGCUUGGACACCUUGGCUGUGCUUUUCGGUGUGCCUCUGCUGGUUGCAUUCGUCCUCCUGAAGUUAUCUUGUAAAUUACUACGAGGCAAGAGCCAGAAGUGCCCUCAUGCUAAAAAGCUCAAGAAGCAAUAGAGCCUUUGUCCAUAUAUUUGUAAAUAUGUUUUUGUCGUUUUUAAUUUCAAGUGCCUAGUGUCUAAUAAAUCUUAUCAUUUACGAAUGUUGAAA